Molecule: messenger RNA, 2429 nt
Organism: Corylus avellana
Lineage: Eukaryota; Viridiplantae; Streptophyta; Magnoliopsida; Fagales; Betulaceae
Product: putative disease resistance RPP13-like protein 3
Biological process (GO): defense response to other organism
Molecular function (GO): ADP binding
Source: RefSeq, a predicted model, not a curated record
ACCCAACAAGUCUCUCUUCGUACUUUUUCUGAAUACCUUUAACGAGAACAGCCGUGUCCGUGUCUUCUGAACUGCGUCCACUUCUUCCACCGUUCGUUCUCUCCCAAUGUCUUUCUUCCCUAACCACAACCACCUCAACUAAGAAGAAGAAAAAAGAAUUGAAGAGUAAAGAACUUACAUCCUCCCUUCCCUCGCCAGUCACCAUGUUUCUCAGUUUUUAAAAGAUUUUAAGGGAGGGAAGAUACACAAAUAUGGCCGACUUUGUUGUUAAUUUCCUCCUAGAGCACUUGUCCCAGCUACUGGUAAAAGAAGCAAAUUCCUUUGGUGGAGUGGAGCAUCAAGUCAAGUCACUUCAACGGGAGCUCAGUCUGAUAAAUAUAUUCCUCGAGACACCCGAGGGGAAACGAAGCUGUACUCAUGAAAUGGUGGAGUAUAACUCCAAGGGGAAACAUGUGAUGAGGAAACGGAGCCGCAGUGAAAUGUUGAGGAAAAUCGUGGACGUUGCUUACGAGGCUGAGGAUGUUAUCGACACAAUCAUCUUAAACGUCGCAACACACGCGGACAGGCCGGACAAUAUUAAUCAGGCUACCCACGUAAGACUGCUUCAUGAUGUUGGAAAGAGGAUCCAAGAACUAAAGAAAGAAAUCAACAAAAUCUACAACAAUAUUAUGGAAAAGGACAGCUUUGAAAGUGAUGAAGCUAGCAUAGAUGCAGCGACAGAGGCACUACCGCACAAACGUUGGAGAGAAGACGAGGAAGAUGGCGUGGUGGGCUUCAAUUAUCUCUUGCCGGAUUUGGUGAAACUGCUUACGGAAGGGAAUCCACAGCUUGAUGUCGUUUCAAUCUUCGGUGAAGGUGGGUCGGGCAAGACCACCCUUUCCCUAAAAAUCUACAAUAAUGUUGACAUCAAGAGUCACUUUAAUUUCCGUGCGCUUGUGUGUAUUUCUAAAAAUUUCAGAACCUGCAGAGAGGUGUUGGUUGAAAUUUUGAAGUCAGAGAUGCCAAAAUCAGAUGAGUUGACAAGGAAGAAGCUGUUCAAAUACUUGAGUGAGGAUGAACUAAAAAACAAGCUCUUCAAAUGCUUGCAAGGGAAGAGGUAUCUCGUAGUUUUGGACGGUAUUUGGAGAACUCAAUUUUGGUAUGAGGUAAGAUCUGCUUUUCCUGAUAACUCGAAUGGGAGCAGAAUAUUGAUCACCACUCACAUAGAAAAAAUGGCUUCACUUGCAAAUCUUACUCCUCUUUACCAUCUCCCAGCUCUUAACAAAGAUGAAAGCUGGGAGCUCUUUAGUAAGAAGGUGUUCCCAGGAGGAAGUUGUCCUACCAAUUUAGAAACGCUUGGGAGACAAAUCUUGGAAAGUUGUAAAGGUUUACCUCUUUCAAUUGUGGUAUUAGCGGGCAUUUUAGCAAACAAAGAGAAUAAAUACAAAACAUGGGCGAAUUUUAAUAGUCAUGUAUAUGGGAACUGCAAUAAACAAAUACGGGAAUUAUGCUACUUCCAACUGCCCCGAAACAUGAAACCAUGCCUUUUGUAUCUUUGUGUAUUCCCAAAAGGCUUUGAGAUCCCUGUAAGGCUAUUGAUCAAGCUGUGGGUAGCGGAGGGUUUCAUACAGCACCCUCGCAAUAUAGACCCAGAGGAUGUUGCUGAAGACUACUUGGAGAAGCUCAUUGAUCAAGGCUGGGUCCAAGUGGCUAGCAGAAGGACUGAUGGAGGAGCAAAGACAUGCCGCAUCCAUGAUCUCGUCCAAGAGCUCUGCAUACAGAGGAGCGUAGUAGACAAAUUUCUUGAGGUUCGUUUCCUCAACUUCAGGUCCUUAAAUUGGAAAAUUAAUCUGAAAAUGAAAAAAUGGAAACAAAGGAGAGGCGCAAUGCCAUGCCUCAAGCAUUUGGUUAUCAAACAAUGCAGUGAGUUGACCAUGCUCCCUUUAAUUCGAUUGAGUUUGACCGCAUUACGAGAUGUACAAGUAUUAUGGAGCAACUCAGUAUCAGCAAAGAUGCUUCAGGAAUUGCAGGUGACGUUUGGGUUCAAUCUAUUGAUCUAUCCUCCUAUGAUUGACGACCUUCAUGAAAAAACUGCCUCUUGACAAGUUUACCAAUUAAUUUAACUGCUCUUGGUUUAUGUCUUUUUGCAAGUUAUUUAUGGAGUGACAGAGAUGGUGUUCCUUUCUAUUGCUGUUACCUGUAAUGAGGUAACUAGUCCCCCGCAUGGUCUUUGCUGCUCAGUUUGUUGUCUUUAUUUUUCGUUGUCAUGGAAUGAUUUUAUGUUUGUUGCUUCUAAUAAUGUGUGUUUGUAUCUUCGUUAUUCGAGGCAUGCCACCAGCAGACUGUUUAGAUGAAACGUUAGUGUUUCUAAUAGCUGUCUGUAAGCUGUUAGUGGCUGUUUCUAAUUGUGUUUCUAUUAAUAGCUGUUAAUGAUAAAUACUGGAUUGUAU